GUAAUAGCUGCGAGUCGCGAUCACUCCAAAGCAAAGUUCCCGUCGACACUGUCUCUACAGCUCCAGUAACCAUCUUAAGAAAGCAUCGGCUCAAUAAAGAUCACCUCGCCAGACUCCCCGAUCCUACUGCGACUCCAUCACUGGAAAUAUGUCCCAAGGCCAACAACUCAGCCCUAACCAGCCCACCUCGAAAAGCGAUUCCGUUGUAACCGGCGACGAGUCUUCAGAGGCCGGACCAGACGACUGGUCCGACAUCAAAGACCCCAACGAAAGACGCAAGAUACAAAACAAACUCGCCCAAAGAAGAUUUCGCGACAAAGUAAAAGAGCAGAAAGAGGAGAUGGAGCGAGACGUUGAGAACCAACGACAAGCUGGAGGCGCAUACGCACCACCUGAACCAGAGAAGAUUGAUGCAAGGCAGGCGCUAUCGGGUCUGCCGUGGGGUGGCAUCUCAAUGAGACAUAUCGUUGAGACGGGGAAGAGCAAGGAACAGAGUUCGCAACGCAAUUCCCGUGAGAGUUCGACACAUGAUGGCGCGUCUUAUACUGGUUGAGGGAACCCUUGGCCGUUGUAUGGGGCAAAAUGUCAUGUGCAUGUGCGGUGCUGGUAAC
Molecule: messenger RNA, 611 nt
Organism: Alternaria rosae
Lineage: Eukaryota; Fungi; Ascomycota; Dothideomycetes; Pleosporales; Pleosporaceae
Exons: 2
Coding region: 149-553 (134 amino acids)
Biological process (GO): regulation of DNA-templated transcription
Molecular function (GO): DNA-binding transcription factor activity
Source: RefSeq, a predicted model, not a curated record